UGGAGAAUAAAACUCACCUCGCUUUUCCAUCAGGUGUGGAGUAAUUUCCAGACGGUUUUCUCCCCCGAGUACCGCCGCACCACUUACAUGAUGAUGGCCGUCUGGUUCUCCAUGUCCUUUAGCUACUACGGUCUGACCGUGUGGUUCCCCGACAUGAUCAAGUACCUUCAGAAGCAGGAGUACGCCUCACGCACCAAAGUUUUUGUCAAGGAGAAGGUGGAGCACGUCACCUUCAACUUCACCCUGGAAAACCAGGUGCACCGCCAGGGGGAGUACUUCAACGACAAGUUCAUGAACCUGAAAAUGAGGUCCAUGGUGUUUGAGGACUCGCUGUUUGAGGAGUGCUACUUUGAGGACAUCACCUCCAGUAACACUUUCUUCAAGAACUGCACUUUCAUUGCCACCCUCUUCUACAACACAG
Molecule: messenger RNA, 421 nt
Organism: Hippocampus comes (tiger tail seahorse)
Lineage: Eukaryota; Metazoa; Chordata; Actinopteri; Syngnathiformes; Syngnathidae
Product: synaptic vesicle glycoprotein 2A-like
Exons: 4
Source: RefSeq, a predicted model, not a curated record